Messenger RNA from Alosa sapidissima (American shad), 11974 nucleotides. It is a transcript of the gene iqsec2b, whose product is annotated as IQ motif and Sec7 domain ArfGEF 2b. Gene Ontology annotation, molecular function: guanyl-nucleotide exchange factor activity; protein binding. Gene Ontology annotation, biological process: regulation of ARF protein signal transduction; actin cytoskeleton organization. The record is from RefSeq and is a predicted model, not a curated record. NCBI's taxonomy places the organism in Eukaryota, Metazoa, Chordata, Actinopteri, Clupeiformes, Clupeidae. The transcript has 14 exons. The coding region runs from base 2693 to 7642 and encodes 1649 amino acids.
UGAGAGGGAAUCAACUCCUCACCCGCAUUUGCAUACUUUAAUAAACUCGAUUUGGGCAAGAAGCUCUGUAGCACGUGCUUGACUCUGGCAUCCACCGUAAAGUAGCCCUAUUUCCUCCGCUUAAUGCAGGUUCACUGGCUGAAGAACCUUCGAGCUUUGAGGUGAGGCAUUACUAGCGUUAAAAUGCUGUGAAACCUGCGUGUGGAUUUAUUCAUCUGGAGAAUGAUAAUCACCGCCUCAGUCAGUGGCAAAGUAGGCCUAUAUGCAUGAAUGAGAGUGGGCGUUUGUAUGAAAAAAAAAUAAAGGUUUGGUAGAAGCAGUUGACUAGGCUCAAAAAGUUUGGGAGUCAGGCAGGGGAGGGGGAGAGACAGUUUCGUGCAGUGCGCACGGAAGCGCUGAGAAAGAGAGAAAGAUGAGCAGAGGAGAGCGCGUUUGUCGUGAGAGGCAAAAUGGCAGUUCCCUGAUCGCGCCGCAGUGCAAGAAGCGCUGCUUAGCUGUCACCCCUCUCUGAUGAUUCACGUCUCCGACGGCUUUGAACGCGGUCGUUUAAUGGAUAUUCGAUGGGGAAAUUGCACUGGUAAAUUGGCUAGAGCGGAAACCUGGCGACGGGUAUAUAAAACCCAUAUGAACUUAAUGUGACAGGUUGGCAUGAGUUAAAUUAGUGUGACCGCGAAAACGUCAGAUCGAUGCGAACGACAACUUUUAACCAGUUUUUUUCUUCAGAAAUUGAAUGCUCUGCAAGAUGUAAACACAAGCAUCUCAGUGAUUUUGAGGCAAGUGGACUAUUUUUUAUUCUGAAGUGACAUAAUUCAGCUGAAAAUUAUGUGUGCGUAAAGCGUUUCCCCCCUAAUUGCGUUUCUCAGCCGUUUGCUCACACAAUAACCUAGGUAAACUUUGCAACGUGCGCCUGUCACGAAAAAUAUACUGUUGUUCAGAUAUCAAGAUCCUGCUUCGCUACUUCUUAAGGAUUUAUCUGUGUGCGUAUUUCAGUGCGAACGGAAAUCUUCGAGUGUUUCAGUGCAAUACCCAGUGGUGUGAAAGCCGCAGUAAUGCCAGUAUCUGCAGUUUGACAAAUUGAAAGGACGCAGACGCACUCAGCAUGGCCUGCCAUUGGUCCCAUUGCAACGCUUUGAAUGAUUAAGGGGAUCUGACAGAAGUUAGAGAAUUAGCCGGAUUUUUUUAAUUAAAUAGUCUGUUUUGAUGACUUUGAAUCCCGCAUCCAUCUAUGCUGUUUUCAGUUAUGGAAAUAUGUGCGUGAAAAAGCGGUUAAAUCAUGAAUCGUAUGUAAUUGGAUUCUGCUCGGAUUUCUCGAGGUUAAUCAAAUCGUCACGGUUCUCAAGUUAAGGAUGAGCAGCGUGUCGCACGCUCUACAUCCAGAAGCUCCCGGAAAGAAGAGUGUCAUUUUGACAACGCGCGUGCAGUGAGAGAAAGGAUGCUCCAGGAGAAGUCUCACUCGAGACGAACCUAAAUAAUUUUGCUGUCGUGAAUACGCGUGAUUCAAAUCAGUUGAAAACGGAGUGAUCAGUCUGAGUAGAUGUCUACCAUUUAAGGACUACAUGGAUGGAGGAGACAAGCACCAAUCCCCGACUCUGAGCUUUUGAGUUGUGCUGAAGUUCACCAUGGGGUGAGGAAGAGAGGAAGGAACGUGGUCAGUUUUAGGAGAGGGUGAGUGGCCAAGAACAUGGACUGUUUGUUCUACAAUUUGAAAGAAUUCUACUUACUGAAAAACCUUCCGUUUUUGAAGAUUUUUCCAAGUUGGUUUCUCCCCUAACCAUUUGUUUUCCGUAGUUUUCUGAAUGGAUUUUUGUUAACCAUGUUUUAUUCUUUUCACGCGAGUUGAUUUUGAAUUGCACUUGAUUUACCCUAACCUUUAUCACACCUGAGCGCUCUGCACACCUACCUAGGCAGGUAAUCACAUUUUUGAAUAGGGUAUCUGGCAUGAGUUAUGAAUUCUCUGAAUAUCUGAAUUCUUCUUGGGUGUCAUGUCUAUGGACUUCUCACCGAUUGACGGUACUGACUCUAUUGCAUCAGAUGUCGUAUUGUAAAAUGGAGGUACAUGAAGGAUUGCUCUGAAAAGACCCACGCUUUUGCACGAUUGAGCCACCGCCGUUAAUUUUUCAUCAUACACUUGUGUGUUCAGGCGACUUGCAUGCAGGUUUCAAGGAUGCUGUAUAGCUAUAAGGGUUCCAUUAAGCUCAAGUAGUAUGCAAGAGGAGGUAAUAGACCUUACUUCCAUAUUCUCACGGCCAACCCAUUAUCCUGUCCUCUAGGAUGAAAUCUUUUCAUACUUUCUGAAAAUUGACUGGGUCCUUGUGGGACACACCAUGCUGUCUACUGGAACUACAAGCAAAACCCAGAAUGUUACUCUAACAAUAUUGUGAGACUGACACAAAAUUAGGCCUACUACAGACUUAGACUCCUCAAACAGGUGCCAAACUUAGUACGUAAACAUUUAUAACAAUCUGUGGAGGGUCUAGGAGGUUUCUAAAGAGUAAUUUCCUAUUUCAAGUCAGAGCAGAGAUAGAAGUGGUAGGCAAGAAGAACAUCAUUACACACAUACUCUCCUACGUUCACCUGUUCUUUAGACCCUAUUCCUUUCCUCUCCCCCCCACUGGUCUGGUCAGGGGGGGGGGGGACUUAACCCCCCAAGAGUGAUCGCCACGGGUGACCCCUUAGCAACGGGGUCGUGACCAUGGAAACAAGCCCGGAGAGCCCUAACCGUGCGGUGGAGUACCUGCUGGAGCUGAACAACAUCAUCGAGAGCCAGGCCAAGCUUCUGGAGACACAGCGCCGCCGCAUCGAGGAGCUCGAGACCCAGCUGGACCGGGUCAACCAGGAGAACCAGGACCUGCGCCUGGACCGCGACCCCCCCUGUCCUGAGCCCACCUCAGGCCCCGUCCAGAACCACACCGACCAGAGCCUGACCCAGCCCUCUUCUCUGCCCCUGCACUCCUCCUCCACAGGCACUGGUACCAACACCGGCGCCGGCCCGGUCCACAACAGCAACGAUGACACUGGUGGUAGUAGCACUGCCACCAGCCCCUCUGCUCCCACAGCGCCCCCUACUGGGCUGAAUCGUGAGCGGCGAAGCCACACGCGCCUGACCCGCGGGCUCUCGUGUGGGGCGGCGCCAGUGGAGAGGGAGCGGGGACGACUGGAGCGGAUUGACAGCUCUGGGACCAACACCACCCCCACGCCACGCAGACAUGUCGAGGUCGAGUCCCGGAACACAGAGCACUCAGGCACCUUUGCAGACGGCCCUCACGCCCCGGCGGCCCCCUCCUACCUGCACGGUGCAGAACGCUUCGGCAGCGGCGGCAACGACAGCAGCAGCAGCCCCUCUGGCCCCGGCCCUGUCCCCCGGGGGCCGUGUGUGGCUCCCCCCAGCCCGGCGAGCCUCGCCUGGGCCCAGCGUACGCGUCACCAGCCCGCCAGCUUGGCCCUGCGCAAGCAGGAGGAGGAGGACAAUAAGAAAUGCAAAGCGCUAUCCGACAGUUAUGAACUCUCCACCGACCUACAGGAUAAGAAGGUGGAGAUGCUGGAGAGGAAGUAUGGGGGCUACUUCUUGAGUCGGCGUGCGGCGCGCACCAUCCAGACGGCGUUCCGCCAGUACCGCAUGAACAAGAACUUUGAGCGCCUGCGCAGCUCCGCCUCCGAGAGCCGCAUGACGCGCCGCAUCAUCCUCUCCAACAUGCGGCUGCAGUACUCGUUCGACGAGCGCCCGCCGUCGCUGCCCUCGCAGACGCCGCCCACGCAGACGCCCUACGGCACCCAGGGCAUGGGCACCCCCGAGCUGGAGCCCAGUCUGCCUGCCGCCCGCUCCGCAGGGGACUACACACACCUGGAGGACUCCUUCUCCAAACAGGUGAAGUCUCUGGCCGACUCCAUAGACGACGCGCUGACGUGCCGAGCCGGCCGAGACGACUCGCAGGAUGGCAGCGGGGAGGUUGGGGGCGGCAGCAGCACGGCCGAGGACUACGGCGAGUGUGUGUGGAGCAACAGCAGCCACCCGUCGGCAUCGCCCUCACCCUCGUCUCGCCGUGGCCUCGGCAACCGCGAGCGUAGUGGCGGCGGCGGCCUGAGCAUGCACGAGGACAGCACGGCCACCUCCUACAGCGACGUCACGCUCUACAUGGACGACGGCAUGCCCUCGUCGCCACUCUCGCUGGAUCGGGCGCCCAGCAGCACCGACACAGAGUUCUGGGGCAUGGGGGGCAUGGGCGGGGGCCGCGAGGACAGCCGGGACACAGAGGGUGGGGGCAGCAGCAACAGCCGACGGAGCACGCCGUGCACGGAGUGCCGCGAUUACCGGCUCCGCGGGCCCCACCUGCCCGUGCUGACCAUUGAGCCGCCUAGCGACAGCUCAGUGGACAUGAGCGACCGCUCCGACCGCGGCUCUCUUGGGCGCCAGCUGGUGUACGACCAGGAUCCGCCACAGGGGGCGCUCAAGCACAACGCCACCAGCCCCGCCGGCGCCCGGUCAGUGAUGGUGCCCUGCGCCACGGCCCAGGGCCAGACGCGCCCCGCCUCCCGCCCGCUCCCCACCCAGAUCCCGCCCCACUUGGCGCACCACCACCACCACCAUCACCACCACCACCACCACCACUACCCCGACACGCCCUCGUCGUCCUCGUCUCCACAGCAGCCCCCCACCACCCCGCUGUCCUCCUCCUCGUCCGCCCCACACGCCCCCGGCAGCCUGGAGCAGCCCUGCUGCUCGGACGGCGACAACGACUCGCUCAACUCCACCACCAACUCCAACGAGACCAUCAACUGCAGCUCGGGCUCGUCGUCCAGGGACAGCCUGAGGGAGCCGAUGCCCCCGCUGGGCAAGCAGACCUACCAGCGGGAGAGCCGCCACAGCUGGGACUCGCCCGCCUUCAACAACGACGUGGUGCAGAGGAGGCAGUACCGCAUCGGCCUCAACCUCUUCAACAAGAAGCCAGAGAAGGGCAUCCAGUACUUGAUCGAGCGGGGCUUCGUGUCGGACACGCCGGUGGGCAUUGCCCGCUUCAUCCUGGAGAGGAAGGGCCUGAGCCGGCAGAUGAUCGGGGAGUUUCUGGGCAACCGGCAGAAACAGUUCAACAAGGACGUGCUGGACUGUGUGGUGGAUGAAAUGGACUUCUCUGGUAUGGACCUAGACGACGCCUUGAGAAAGUUCCAGGCUCAAAUCAGAGUGCAAGGAGAAGCCCAGAAAGUGGAGAGACUAAUCGAGGCAUUCAGUCAACGGUACUGUGUGUGUAACCCAGCCCUGGUGCGUCAGUUUCGGAACCCAGACACGAUCUUCAUCCUGGCGUUUGCCAUCAUCCUCCUCAACACGGACAUGUACAGCCCCAACAUCAAACCAGAGAGGAAGAUGAAGCUGGACGACUUCAUCAAAAACCUCCGAGGUGUGGAUAAUGGGCAGGACAUCCCCAGGGAUCUCCUGGUGGGGAUCUACCAGCGCAUUCAGAAGUGGGAGCUGAGGACCAAUGACGACCACGUGUCCCAAGUCCAGGCGGUGGAGAGAGUGGUGGUCGGCAAGAAGCCAGUGCUGUCUCUGCCCCAUCGUAGGCUGGUGUGUUGCUGUCAGCUGUAUGAAGUCCCUGACACAAACCGACCCCAGAGAACAGGAGUUCAUCAGAGAGAGGUCUUCCUCUUCAACGACCUGCUGGUGGUCACAAAGAUCUUCCAGAAGAAGAAGACCUCGGUGACAUACAGCUUCAGACAGUCCUUCCCAUUGGUGGAGAUGCAAGUCCACAUGUUCCAGAACUCCUACUACCCUCACGGUGUGAGACUGACGUCGGCCAUCCCAGGCGGAGAGAGGAAGGGGCUGAUCGUGUUCGCGGCUCCGAGUCAGCAGGACCGCACGCGCUUCAUCAGCGACCUGCGCGAGAGCAUCGCAGAGGUGCAGGAGAUGGAGAAGUACCGUGUGGAGUCGGAGUUGGAGAAGCAGAAGGGCGUGAUGCGGCCCAGCCUGCUGACGGGCAGUGUGGUCGGGGGGAUGAAGAAUGACGUGGUGAACGGCACCCUGGGAAGGCCCAGUCUGGACGACACCUACGCCCCGUCUGAAGGCCUGAAACGCAGCGCUCUCAGCUCGUCCCUCAGGGACCUCUCUGACGCAGGGAAGCGUGGUCGCCGAAACAGUGUUGGUUCUCUGGACAGUACCAUGGAAGGUUCCAUCAUUAGCAGCCCUCGUCCUCACCAGCGCUACCCCGUAGCCACUGUGCUCCCCAGCAGCAGCUUUGGCCUGGACGACUACCGGCCGCAGCGCCCCAUCCUGAGCCCCGGAGUAAUGGGGAUGGGGGGUGGGCCGGGGCUCGCACACACGCCUGGGGGGGUGACUGGAGGUGGGCUAGUCUCCAACAGCAGCGCGGCGGCGCUACCCUCCUGCUCGAUGGCGUCGGCGUCGGUGGGGGUGGGGGGUGGCGGAGGGGGGGGCAGCAGCAGCAGCAGCAGCAGCACUGGACUGACGGGCGCAGGGUCUUUCCUGGGCUCCCUGUUUGGGGGCAAGCGGGCCAAGGUGCCCCCCGUGCCGCCUAUCAUCCCCCCGGGGCCACCCUACCCGGCCCCGGUGCAGCCGCCUUCUACCGGAGGUCCCCCGCUGUCGGCCUCGCCCAUGUCGCCCACGGCCCUGUGCCCGGUGGAUGGGGGGGGUCCCUCCAAGAUCCAGGCGCUGCACGCGCAGUACUGCCACGCCAACGUGGUGGUUGGGCAGCCGCCCCCACCGCCGUACUACCACCACCAUCGCUACCACGUGCAGACGGUGCCUUCGCCUGGCCAGGCACAGCACACACACACGCUCGCGCACACACACGCGCACACGCUGCAGCGGGUCACGCUGCCGCGCAGGCCCCUCUCCAACCCCGCCUCCUCGCACGGCCCGUAUCCGCCGCUGUCCCAGCAUGCUUUGGUGUUGCAGGGACGCUACGUCACUGCGAACAUGGCGGCGAGCUGCCCCCCUCCCCCACUUUCUCCUCACUCCCCACUCUCGCACCACCCCCAGUUUGCCCUUUUCCACACGCAGGCGCCUCCCGCACUCUCGGCAGCCAGAGGGGGGCUCAUCGGCGGGGCUGGGCCGUUGGCGGUGGCGGUGGGGGUCCCUGGCAAGCUCCCUUUGACGCUCUCGCACUCGCACCCGCACCCGCACGCACACUCCCACACCCACGUGCACACGCCGCACCCCGGCACGCACCCCGUCCACCAGCCACAUUUCGUCUUCGGCGCGCCGCCCCCCGCUGCCGUCGCUUUCGCAGCAGGCGCCACCGGCUCUGCCGUCCGCUUCCGUCACUGCCCACCACGCGCCCCAGGCCGCCCAGUAUCUGCCCCAGUACCCUCCACUGUCCUCAAUCCCCCCUCCCCCCCCCCCACUCCCCUUUACCCCCCCCUUCCACCCCCCUUACCCCGCUUUCCCCUCUGUCCCCACACCCCCCCCAGCACCCAGGCCAGCCACAGCCCGUUGCCCCCCCACCUCCGCCCCAGCCGGCUCCGCCACCACCGACCGGGCCUGGGGCCACCGGAACCACUGGCAGCUCCAAGUCCAAACCUACCAACCGGAUCAGUACUGUGGUGUGAGCCACGGGAGGGAGAUGGUGCGCUUGAUGCCCUCCCGGGGGCAUCAGGGGCACCAGGGAGGGCAUCAUGGGCAGGCGGCCACCAUUAGCAGGAUGGAGGGAGUGGCGCAGGAGGGAGGCAGGGCCAGGGCAGACAGCUGCAGCAGCAGCAGCAGCAACGCAGCAGCCAAUAAGAAGAAACGCAGCCUCCUGAGACUCUGCUACUUCCACCUGCGAUUCCCACAGGUGUAGAGGAGAGGAGCACCGGACUGCAGCACUGACAACCCACGCCUGACAACACACACACACACACACACACACACACACACACAGUUCGUUCAGACAUGAGUAAAGACACACAUGAGUAAAAACACACAUACAUAAGGACAGCUAUAGACUCAUACUUGCAUAUACAUUCUCACACACGUACAUAGAUACACACAAGCACAAUCGGGCACUUAAAAUACAUACACCUCAAACUAUUCCACACAAUUACACAAACACACACACACACACACACACAUACACACACAGUAUCAAAUGAUGAGACAUGCUCUUGCACAAUCCAAAAACAUGCUCUUGCAAAACUCUUGCACUCAUUCUCAAAGAUACACACGCACAGCCCCACACACCUUUUUUAGAAGCACACUCCUGAGACAAAACAGACCAUAAUAUUCAGACGUAGGUAUAGACAUACAGUCUCAAGGGUAGUUUCAUCUGCCACUGACUGCUCCCAGGUGUGUUGGCAGCACAGUGUAGUAUAAGCACACCGCAGCUACACAGACCUUAAACAAUAGAGCGCAUUAUGCUUCAAAUGUGACGUGGCUGGCACUUAGCAAAUGUGUGCCUUGGCACAUUGCCAUAUUCAGUUGCUUGUAUGGUGGACAACUUCAUCACACUUAUCACAUUAAAGGUAAAGAGGGCUUCUCGCUCCAUCAAGAGUAUACCUCUCUGUUGUCGCAAUGCAAUAUGUAAGAAUAUGUCACAUGAGUUUUUUUCCCACUGCCACUGAAUUAUUACAGGUUGAUAAAUACACAAAGUAAACAUGAGAUUUAAAGCAUAGAUGCAAGAUGACUAGUACACACUUGAUACAGACAAGUGUGUGUGUGUGUGUGUGUGUGCAUACACAGCCACUCAAAAUGAGUGUGCACAUAACCAGUAUGUGGCACAUUCCUGAAAUGUCUGUAUAGCCAUAUAACUGAUGCUGAGGGUCCACAUGCACACGACACAGGCUCCUGCAUGACGUACCAUUUAUCAGACAUACCUAAAACAGACUAUCAGCCUUCCUCAAGGACCUGCACUGCAGACAAAUACUCUUUACUGGGCAAACUUCAGCCAGAUUGCAGAAGACUGAAGACCAGAAUGGAGUGAAUCGCUCACUCUUUGACCCCUCCUUCAUACCCGGGUAACAGAAUGAGUUUGUGAAGUGUGUCUGGGGUAUUCAUUUUGGAAUGUUCGCUAAAUAUAAUUAAUUUGCUAUAUCGGUCUUUCACCGAGUGAGUUUUGUUUUCCUAUAAUCAACACCAGUAAAACAGUUGUUUGCUGUUAUGGGUCAAAGGGUGGCCAUGAGAAUCCUGUUAUUUCGUUUUUAAUAUAAUUCCCUAAAUAUUAAGGCUUCAGCCCAGCACAUGUUAAAAUUUACGAACUUUUUUUUGAAUCCAUGUGAAACAAUCAGGUAUUUUCCAGAUGCAAAAAAAUCUGCUCUGAUAUGUAAUGCUACUCGACUUUCCCUUGAUAUUGUCAUAUUUGUCCUUUCUGGAUGACCUGGGUGUAAAUGUGAACCCAGUAUUUCAUAACACUGCCAUGGCCUCAGUCCCUUUAAAAACCCAUACUGCAGCCAGCAGGAUUCGGAGACUGUUUGUGUUCAUCCUCCAAGCUAUGGAAGGAAAAGGAUGCAUCUCCCAGAACCAAUCAGUGGUAGAUUAUAAGGAAACAUGUAUCACCAUCAUGAGUCAUACAAAAAAAGUAGUCUGUCCACACCCCGAUCCCCUUCCCUUGAAUAGAAAAUGUCAUUUAUAUCCAGAGACUGGCAUUAGAACUGGUGCUGUCACACAGUUCUGUUGUGAUUCCAACACUUGAUUCCAUUCCCUUUGAUUCUUUCCUCCAGUGUUCCUCCAUGCUCUUCCACAGAUGCCUGUAGAGAAAGCCAGCAGGUCUUAACACAGGUUUCUUUCUGGUGGUUGAGUGGGACUCAUAUGCAUUCCACAAUAGGAACUUUGCAUUGACAAUGCUAAUAAUAUUUUUGAGGAAGUUCUUGAGAUAUUUUUUGCCAGUAUAUAAAUGUUUCUUAUAAAUUUUAUUAUUGUCAAAUAUAUUUAUUGUUCUUGCCAGUUACAAAUUAUAAAGAUGUUAUAAAUAUUAUAAAGAAUAGCUAUAUAUAUAUUUAAACCCUCAAUCUUCUGGGAAGAGAUGGAAGUAUGAAGGUGUGUGUUUGAGGUGUGAACAGUUUUUAGAUUUUCUUUGGUGAGUGAUAUUGACAACAAUGAAUCUUGCUGAGACCAUUUUAAAUGUUGAUAUUAUUGUUGGUAUUUGUUUUGUUCUUUUUUCAAUUUUGAGUAUUGUGCCAACCUGGACCCUCUUUUGAUGUCCUUUUUUGAAGGGAAGCUGUUUCUUAUGUUGUUUUCUAGAUCCUCAUUUUGUUUAAUAAGGGAACACACGAUUGAAUUGUGCUGUUGUCUCACUGAAAAUAUAAAAGGACUACCACUAUACAAAACUCCAAAGCACCAAUGUCUGUCAGACAAAAGUUAUGAUGGUACUAACUGCUACAUGCAACUGUUAUACAUGUACUUUUCACAGGACCAACGUCCCUUUGGAAUGCAAUAUCUGCUUUAGAUUUCCAUAGUUGCAAAUAGGUUCCUUAGGACCUUGAACAGCCUGACAGCAGAUUGUGGGAUAUGUAGGAUCAGGCCCCAAAUCCAGCAGCAUAAUGGAAUAUGUAAGAUCAGGCCCCAAAACCAGCAGCAUCAGCAGCAACUGCAUUUCCAUGCCACUCUAUCAGGAGUCCUGUGCAUAAGGUCACUUGCCGUUACAUUAGGUGUGUGCAAGCACAGAGGAUGUUUUGUUUUAUUUCAUUUUUAGUUGUUUAUUUAUUUAUUAUUUUUAUUCUUUUUCCUUUCCUCUCGGCCAAAUACAGGUAUAUAUAUAUAUAUAUAUAUAUAUAUAUAUAUACUUACUGUAUUAAUGCAGUUUUGUGGUUUUGCACAUGUGUGAAUUCAGAGGCUCAACACUGCCUCAAUUAUCUCUUCUGCUUGUUGUCAUGGAGACUUUGCCUAGUCUCAUGACACCACCCUUUUUUCCUUCUAAGAAUGUUUAAGGUCCAGUUGUAAGCACAUGUUCAUAUUGUUAGUAUGAAACUGCCUCUGGACCAACAGAUUGAGAAGGUUUUUCUAUCUGAUUGGAUGGACAUUCUCUCUCCUGCCCCGGCUUUGUGUGAACUUAUUCAAUACAUAUAGUAUAAAUAUAACAUUCUGACUUUCCAGGCAAUGUCACCUCAUGCAUAUCCAGAUACUUGCAUUCACAUGAUUUAUAGCCUACAGUAUGUCAUUGGGAAGGACAUAUGCCCUCUGUGUAGUAAAGGAUACAUUUGAAUCGGGAUGGAUUUGAUAUAAAUAGGGAGCCCAUAGGUUCACUCCCAGAGCCCCAUAUAAAAAUCGUCCUAGUCCUCUCCCGUGAACCCUAUUGCAUGAAGACAAAAAAAAACAUCUGCACUUAACUGCAUCAAGUGUGUUGUAUAGACCUGAAUGUAAAUAUAUUAUCUGGUAAUAUUAUUUAAAUAUUGACGAUGGAAUGGACUUUUUUCCUGUCUGUAUUUCAGGUUUGUGUGCGUGUCAACGUACUGUAUGUGCCUAUGUGAGAGGACGGGAGUGUUCUUUGAAAAUUGCAUUUAUUUGGUACACAGGAUAAGGAAGGUCCAUUGUUACUUUAAUCCUGUGUAAGAAUGUGUACAUGAGAGGUGUUUUAACUAUUUUAUGGCAGAUAACAAGUAUAUGACUCAAUCAAUUGUAUAUACAAUAUAAAACGGAAUGAAUACAGAGGAAUAUAAUGUUAAUAUUUAUUGCUUCUGAAAUAUAAAGUGUCCUUGCUGUGGAUAACUGCUAGGCUCAUGCUUGUCUUUUUAUCCCAUUUUCAAUACUCCACUCACCCAACUAAUCCAUUCAACUUUUAAUAUUGUUUUGAUUUCCACUGACUUCUCAGAACAAAAUGCAAUGUAUCCCAUCAUUAUAGAUGGUUAUGGUUACCAAAGAUAUCUAGGCUCAAGGAUAAAAAAUAUAUUGCAAUAGUACAAGAUCAAGUAGUUAUAGCAUUAAGUUCAAGUUUAUUGCCAUGUGUACUCAUAAAAUGUAUCAGUAAUUACAUUUCUUAUAGAGUGCUUAUAGGUUUAGAUUUGAUGACAAGUAAAUUUCCCUGGUGUGGGAUUAAAUAAAGUCUUAUUUUAUGUUGGC